UUUUCGUUACGAUAUAUCAAAUAUAUGCUACACAUAAAUAAAGAAUAGUUAUAUAAAAUAGAAUAUAUAAACGAAAAAUAUUUAUUAACGAAUGCUUGUUAAUUAUUAGCUAAAUGAUUUUGCUUCCGCUGCUAUUUUUUCUCGCUCUUGUCACAUCAUUAGUUGUUUGGUUUCUAUUGGCAAUUGUUACUAACACUGCCACUGAGCCAUUUGCACAGCCAUUACGAUGUUUAGCUGCUGUGUUCUUGCCAACUAUAUUGGUUUAUUAUGGGUUGAAAAAAAGAAGCCUUAGCUCUAGUGGGGCUCAAGUGGGUUUUAUUAUAGGAUUUGUAAUGACUAUUAGCAGCUUGAGCUUUUUUGCGUGUCUGUUUGUUUUCUUCAUGCUUGGUUCCACAGUAACAAAGUGGAGAUCAGGACAGAAAUGCAAAUUUGAAGAAAACUAUAAAGAAGGUGGGCAAAGAAAUUGGUUGCAAGUCAUAUGCAAUGGAGGAGUGGCUGCACAACUCGCCAUUCUCUACAUGAUAGAUAACGGUUGUAGGGAGUUACCAAUUGACUUUUCUAGGUUUUACUCUGCAUCAUGGCUAUCCUGUGGCCUGGUUGGCGCUCUUGCCUGUUGCUGUGGAGACACUCUGGCAUCUGAAAUUGGAUCUGUUGUUGGCAGCUCAAAUCCAAUAUUGAUCACAAAUUUUAAGAGAGUGCAUACUGGUACAAAUGGUGCCAUAUCAUUAGCUGGUACAGUAGCUAGUUUUUUGGGAGGGCUGCUCAUUGGACUUACUUUUUAUUUGACAAAUCACAUAUUGGUGGAUAGACAGUUACCAAUGCAUCCAAUACAAUGGCCAAUAAUAAUUUUAGGCGGAUUUGCAGGCCUUCUAGGUUCUCUGAUUGAUUCAUUACUUGGUGCUACAUUACAGUAUUCAGGUUAUUGUACACAACGCAAAUUGAUUGUUGGAAGCCCUGCAAGUAGUGUCGUCCAUAUAUCUGGAAUCCCAUUACUAGACAAUCAUAAUGUGAAUCUUAUUUCUUCAUUCUUAACAUCAUUUGCUACUUCUUUCUUGGCUUAUAAUUGGUAUCUGUAUGACAAACAAUAAACUGGAAAUCUUUUUAGUAUUCA
This is a messenger RNA of Helobdella robusta, 1111 nucleotides long. RefSeq lists its product as hypothetical. The transcript is spliced from 6 exons. Gene Ontology annotation, cellular component: membrane. The coding region runs from base 114 to 1088 and encodes 324 amino acids. NCBI's taxonomy places the organism in Eukaryota, Metazoa, Annelida, Clitellata, Rhynchobdellida, Glossiphoniidae. The record is from RefSeq and is a predicted model, not a curated record.